GCUGGCCUCCCGCAGCGCGUGGGCGCCGCCGAGGAGUUCGUGAAGGUGCGGCGGAGGGACCUGGAGCGGCUGACGGCGGAGGUGAUGCAGAUCCGCGACUUCCUGCCGCGCGUCCUGGACGGGGAGGUCCUGGAGAGCUUCCAGAAGCUGCGGCUCGUCGAGAAAAGCUUGGAAAGGAAGGAGCAGGAGCUGGAGCAGCUACGCGUGGACUGUGAGCACCUGCGAGCCCGCCUGGAGUCUGUGCAGGCCGACAGCGUGCGCGAGAGGAAGGAGAAACUGGCGCUGCGGCAGCAGCUGAACGAGGCCAAGCAGCAGCUCCUGCAGCAGGCGGAGUACUGCACCGAAAUGGGGGCGGCCGCCUGCACCCUGCUGUGGGGCGUCUCCAGCAGCGAGGACGUCGUCAAGGCCAUUCUGGGAGGCGUAAGCACCCCGCUCCGUCGGGCGAGGCCGAGGCGCCCGGCCCAGCUGGGUUUCUGGCGUUCGCCCGUCGCCAGCUUCAGAGCUGGCGGCGCGGCCCAGGGAGGCACCGUGGCCGCUCCCAACGGCGCCUGCGGCUCGGCUGCGAUUCCUGCCGCCAGCAGGGACCCCGACGGCUGUGGCGCACGCGCCGGGUCGCCUGCUGGCCGAGGAUCGAGCUCCGUGCACGGGGCCAUCUGGCCUGUGGGUCCAGCCUGGAGCACGGGGCGGGGGCCGCCGAGCAGCGCCGCGGCUGCGAGCUGGGGCGCUUCAGGUGGCCCCUGCCCGCGUCUGGAGCGCGCCCGCCGUAACUCGCCCAUCGCCUUCCGACCGCAGCUCUCGGCCGCUCCGUCCCCUCCUGUGCGGAGCCGGCCCGUAGCGCUGCAGGUGUUGGUUUCCGUUGGGUUCGGAGACAGGCGGCCCCAGCGGCGGCCGGACUGGCCUCUGGGCCCCGUGGCCGUGACGCCGACGCUGCCUUCCCCGUGUCUCGCAGAUGUGGCCGCCAUCGCCUGCGGGCGGGAAUUCCUGGUGAACUCCAGCCGCGUGCUCCUGGACACCAUCCUGCAGCUCCUGGGGGACCUGAAGCCGGGGCAGUGCACCAAGCUCAAAGUGUAGGGGCUCUCGCCGCGGGUCCUGCUGCGGAGACGGGGCGCGAGGGCCGCAGGGCUGCCGGUGGUCCUGGGGGCUGCUGGAGGCGGGGCGCGCUCGCCCGGGCUUCCUGCAGGCCGGGUUGCACACCCUGAGGGCCAGAGGGUGCCCGCGCCCUGCGGCCACCCGGGUGCCGCCUGGUGACGGCAGUGCAGUGGCCACCGAGUCGCCUGACGGAGUCCGCCCCGUGUGCCCUGCUCGCCCGCGGGAGUGCGUGCAGGGUGGGCUUGGGUGUGCGUCCUCGGGGAGCCCGCGGCUGGGGGGCUGCCCCCAGGAGGGCCGGGCGCCCUCUGGAGAGCGCUGGCCUGGAGUGGGCUUCCCGCCCCGGGCGCGGCGCAGCGUGGACCCCCUGCCCGGCGCCCACAGAGGCCUCGGUCUGGCGGCCGGAGCGCUUGCACGUGAAGCCCGGUGCCUCUCCCACCCUGCCGCGGCCCCGGCCUGCGUGACUCUGCCGCCGGUGGCACUCGGCGGCACCCAGCUGCUCUGCAGAGGGGCGGUGCCCAGCAGCCCCAGCUGGCGUCUCUACUCGGGGUGUCACCCAGCUGCAUCAGUUGCUCGGGCAGCCCCGCUUCUGGGCGUUGCCACAGCCCCUGGGCAGGCGCCGCCCUCCUCACGCGGCUGCCGGUGCUGCGCGUGUGGGGGGUGGUGGGGACCGAGGCGCAGGCCUGCCGGCCUCACUGCCGGAGCGUGGUGGCGCCCCGACCUCCCCGCUUGCUGCAGCGCGUUCCUGUUCGCUCGCUGCCUGCUCGGGGCUGGCGGGCCUGGGCAGCGCCAGCUAGUGCUGGUGUCUGACCGGGCACCUGCAGAGGCCGUGCGCCCGCCUUCACGUGCUCGUGGUCUCUGGGGGCGC
Messenger RNA from Condylura cristata (star-nosed mole), 1954 nucleotides. It is a transcript of the gene HSF2BP, whose product is annotated as heat shock transcription factor 2 binding protein. The transcript is spliced from 5 exons. Gene Ontology annotation, cellular component: cytosol. The annotation marks the transcript as partial. NCBI's taxonomy places the organism in Eukaryota, Metazoa, Chordata, Mammalia, Eulipotyphla, Talpidae. The record is from RefSeq and is a predicted model, not a curated record.